AUUACAAAGUCCACAAAUAGAUGGCAAGAGCAAAGAGAAAUCUGGCAUCAUUACUGAAUUUUGAAGCACAAAACCCUUGUUAUUAUUAUUAUAAAAAUGUGUCUCGUGCUUUCCCAGUGAAAAGUAGAGGGAGCCGUAUAUCAAUUUAUACUGAUUAAAUGCUACAAUAAAUAACAACUGGUGUCUAGAAUUGCUGCCCGAUUUGUUUUCGAUUCAAAUUCAAUCAAUUUUUGUAAUUUCCUCAAUUUCAUUUAAAUUUAAUUUGGAUAGCAAGCCAUUUCUUGAAAAUUCAGUUCACCACCUCCUUUCAUGUUCAUCGUCCCUCUGCAGCAGCAUUCGCAUCACAGAUCUGAAACCGAGCUUCACUAGAGCAUGCAUUCGUUGUAGGUUACAGCUUACAGAACCUAAUGCAUUGAUUUUCAAAUUCCAUUGAGAGAUCAUUUCACAGCAAGCGAUUAGAAUUCUGUCUACUAGCCGCCUUCUGAUUCACGCGCUAAUUCAUAGCAAUUCCCACAUCACCGAUUUACAACUAAGCCUAAUACUAGAACACCCAAAAUAGUCACAUUAAACUCAGAUCUGCAGCAAUGGGGGCAUUGCCCGAGUCAUUUGACACCUCAAACUACAUCAAUGCCAAUGAAAACAACAGUAUUGCAAAGAAAAACAGCAUUUAUGCCAGUGGAAACAGCAAGGAUACCAAUGGAAAUGGAAACCACAUUGCUUUUGGUAUACCCCACAUGCAGCAGCUAUUUGAGGAGCAAAGAAAGUACCUUAAUUAUUUCUUCUCUCAUGUUGAGUAUGCUGAAGUACAGGCCUUUGCACAAGUUCUCAUGGAUGCCAAGGGAGUCAUAUUUUUCACAGGGGUGGGCAAAAGCGGGUUUGUGGCACAGAAGAUAACUCAGACAUUUGUUUCGACAGGUACAAAAGCUGUGUUCCUGUCACCUACAGAUGCACUCCAUGGUGAUAUUGGAAUUGUGGGUUCCAAUGAUGUGCUUGUUCUGUUUAGCAAGAGUGGUACUACAGAGGAGCUUCUGAGGCUUGUUCCAUGUGCUAGAGCUAAAGGUGCAUACUUAGUGGGAAUUACAAACCUAAAAAAUUCUCAGUUGGGUAAUGCGUGUGAUAUGCAUGUGCAUCUACCAUUGGAGAGGGAGCUCUGCCCAUUUGAUCUGGCGCCUGUUACUUCAACAGCCAUACAGAUGCUUUUUGGUGACACCGUCGCGAUUUUCUUGAUGCAAGCUAAGAAUAUGACAAGAGACCAGUAUGCUCUCAAUCAUCCUGCCGGUCGGAUCGGGAAGAGGCUAAUCUUUAGGGUGCAGGAUGUAAUGAAGAGGCAAGAUGAGUUACCUUUAUGUAAGGAAAAUGAUCUAAUAAUGGAUCAACUUGUAGAACUGACUAGUAAAGGAUGUGGAUGCCUUCUUGUUGUUGAUGAUGAGGAUCACCUUCUUGGAACUUUCACGGAUGGUGAUUUGCGUCGAACCCUCAAAUCUGUGAGGGAAGGAGUCUUCAAGAUCACUGUGGGACAGAUGUGUAACAGAAACCCUAGAUCUAUUGGACCUAAUGCUAUGGCAGUGGAGGCCAUGCAAAAGAUGGAGUCUCCACCUUCACCUGUACAAUUUUUGCCUGUUGUGGAUCAUAACAAUGUUGUUAUAGGUAUUGUCACCUUGCAUGGGUUGGUCUCAGCAGGUUUAUAAGUUUACCUUGUAGAAACAGUGCAGUAGCAUAAUUUCAUGAUGGCCAUUGUUUUAUUCUUUACCAACUACAAAUUCUCCAUUAGAAGACUCAAUAUAAAAUUUUGUUUUAUACUACUUAUAUUUUCUCCA
Cryptomeria japonica (Japanese cedar) is the source of this 1817-nucleotide messenger RNA. Its product is annotated as probable arabinose 5-phosphate isomerase. Gene Ontology annotation, molecular function: isomerase activity; carbohydrate derivative binding. NCBI's taxonomy places the organism in Eukaryota, Viridiplantae, Streptophyta, Pinopsida, Cupressales, Cupressaceae. The transcript is spliced from 3 exons. The record is from RefSeq and is a predicted model, not a curated record. The coding region runs from base 585 to 1688 and encodes 367 amino acids. Gene Ontology annotation, biological process: carbohydrate metabolic process; carbohydrate derivative metabolic process.